CCUUGUUUACAACCACGAAAUAAUCAAUGAUUUCCUAACCAACUAUUUUUUACGUGCAACUACAUUAAAAUGUCGCUGUUUAAAAUUAGAACUUUUUGGAGUACGCACUGCGAAGACGACGAAUCCUUCGACCAAAACUCUCUCCUAGUGACUAAACUUAACAGUGAUUCUGACGUAAUAGUGACGGGAAGUCAUAGUGGCAUUUUGCGGAUUUUUAAACCCUUGUGUGAAACAAACGAUUCCAGUAAUCUAACGGACUACAAGGUGACGGACUUAUUGAUUGAAACUAUUAUAAAAGACCCCAUUCUCCAGAUUAGUUGCGGCCGACUAGUAUCAGGUUCGCCUAAAAAACAACUGGCUAUUUUGCAACCAAGACUGGUCGGCGUUUACGCUCUGGUUACCAAAGAGGGGGCAACCGACCAUGGUGUGCAACACAUUCUGCAAUUGUUGUACGAGCAUAAGUUACGCAGGUCGGCGUAUAAUUUUUUCGUGGGGCCUUUUGGAGGGAGCCAGAGCAGGGAUUUUAUAUGUGUGCAGUCGCUGGAUGGGCUGUUCACGUUUUUCGAGCAGGAGAGUUUUGCGUUUUGUUGCUUUUUGCCGGAUUUUCUGCUGCCUGGGCCCCUGGUUUUUGUCCGAAAAUCGGAUAGUUUUGUCACGGUUAAUUCGGCGUGGCAAAUCAUGAGUUUUAAGUACAAAAUACUCUCCGAAGCUGGUCAAAACUCACUAGAAGAAGACGACGUCGGCAAAAAAGUGACCGCAGACUGGAAAUUCAACCUGGGCGAAGCCGUUACAGACCUAGACGUAGUAGAAGACCCCAGCUCCAGAGAAAGUUUCAUCAUGGUACUCGGCGAAAGAAACAUGUUUUGCUUAAGCGACAUCGGGAAACUCAAAUACAUGAAACGACUGGACUUUUCUCCCACGUGUUUCAUAAACUUUUCUCUAAACGACCGAAUUAUGUCUUUAGUUGUGUCUGAGACCAACAACUUGCUAAUUUACCAAAACACCUCACUAAAGUGGUGCGCCCAACUCCAAACUUCCCCCAUUUCGGUGAAGCGAGCUUUUAUGCAUAACAUUAGCGGCGCAUUAGUGUUUCUUUCACAGGAAGGAAUCCUCGAAUGUUCCUAUUUAGGAACGGAGCCAAGUCUAUUCGUGGCACCUCCUUUGGCGAUGCAAGAACUCGACUUCGAAAAAGCUGGUGUCGAAUUAGCCACUCUGUACAAAACGAUCAAGAAUUCGUACUCCAACGAUAUAAAAGUAACCAACGCUUCAGCCGAACGCGAGCUCACCUUAAACGUCUCUGUGAGUCCUCAUUUAGAGCCUUGCACGUUCGACACUAACAUAAAAACUGCAAUAAACAAUCAAAUGUGUUCGAUUUCAAUCGAAAUUUCCCCCCAAGCGUUAUUCGAGGAAGUUCAAAUAACGCUCCUCGCCCAAUAUCCGCUCAGAGUCGAGCCUCAAAUAGAAUUUUUUAAUAACUUAUCCGAGAAAACGUCGAUGAAUUGUUACGCUUUUAUGGAGGGAGUCGGGGAAGUUGUAAGUUUGAACGUGGAAGUUGUGGCUUCGUUUAUAUCGAGCUUGGGAGUUCCUCGGAGUGUGACGAGGAGUGCGAUGUUGCCGCUGAAUUUAGUGCUCGAAACGUGUCCGCCGCUUAAAGAUAGCGACUGCAAAGUAACUUUAAACAUUAAUCAAAGUCCUGUGGGUUUAUCUGUUCUGUUCCCAGAGUAUACUUUCUCGACGACGGGGAGCGCUAUUGGUUUCAGGAAGCUUACGGCAGGUGAAGUUGUAACGAUUCUUUUAGCGAAGUCCUCGGAAAGGUACAGGCUUCAAUCAAACUCUUUCGCGUCGUUGAGCCUUUUGGUAGAGCAGAUGGUGGAUCGACUUAAGAAGCAUUACUCUAACAAAAGCGACUUUGCCAUUACCUUCAAUCCACCUUUGCCGAUUAAUGAACCUUUGCAAUAUAUAGGCAGGCAUUUCGAAGCCCGGCAGAAAUUUAGCUCUUUGCAGGAGCAACUGACUCAACUCAGCUCUCAAUUCCGCCUAAUCCAAAAACGCCUCAUAGCAAAAUUCAAGGUAAAAAAUCCCACACCUCUCUCAAACUUAGAGCUCCUCCUCGAGGACACCUUCAACGAAAUAAUCAAGCUAACGACCACCCUCGAGGACGAAAAGCAACAACUCCUCAAAACCCAGACGGAAUUAUCCUGCGCUUUGCACGUCCUAGCAAAUCUCAUCAAAUUAAUGGAUUGCAACAAUAACGUUGCAGGACUAAUCCAAUCGGCUUUUAAUCCUUGCGUCUACGACAUGGACGGACAAAACUGGGAGGAUGUUCACGAUGCAUCGCUUUGCUAUUUGUUGCGCACGGUCCUGGCCAAAUCCGAGAAGGACAAACUGAGAGCGGCGCAUACGAGUUUCGAGGAGGUGAAGGAUAUUACUAAAAUAGAAAAGCGCCUGAGUCAGGUGCUCGAAAGAAUCCCGAAAGGAGCUUUACUUGAAACUCAUUUUCCUCUGGAUGAAGAUAAACAAGAAGGAGAAGAUGAUGGAGAUAAUAGGGAGAGUGUUGAUGCAGCCAUGCCAAUUGGGUCGAAAAUUGGUGAAUCGAGUUCGAGAUUGCUGUCGGCGCGAAAGGGCCUGCUUAGGAGGCGGCAUAAAGUUGAUGAUUAAUAAAGGAUGGGAGGAAGGGGCGAAAGUGGCGGCUAAUUGGGGUUCCAAGACGAAUUUAUUUUUAGUGGGGGGAAACUUUUGUUGAUUGUUGUGUCGUGACUAAGAAAAUUUUUAAUAGUUGACGAAACAUUAUUUUUCUAAAUUAGUUUUCGUAUUUAUAUGGUGUGUAGCAUUUGUUGUAGUUUCGUUACUGUGUUCUUUUUAUAUUGUUGUAG
This is a messenger RNA of Zophobas morio, 2873 nucleotides long. RefSeq names its product protein PTHB1 (gene BBS9). Gene Ontology annotation, biological process: cilium assembly. Gene Ontology annotation, cellular component: membrane; BBSome. The transcript has 10 exons. Bases 70 to 2658 code for a protein of 862 amino acids. Lineage: Eukaryota; Metazoa; Arthropoda; Insecta; Coleoptera; Tenebrionidae. The record is from RefSeq and is a predicted model, not a curated record.